AGGGGGCGGGGCGGCCGCGGCGAGCAGCCAGACAGGCGCAGGGGGGCGAGAGACGGAGAGCCGGCGGGGGGCGAGCGGAUCGUGUUCGGCGCUGCAGGUACAGCGGUAGCGAAGGCGGAUUGAAAGCUCGGGUCCGGUCCGGUUAAGACCCUCCUUGAGACAGCCUCCUCCCCGCCAUGUCAGGCAGCGACGUGCGGGUCGUGUGCCGAGAGGCCGGCCCGGGCAGCCCGGGGCCCGCGGCGAGGAUGCCGGCCUGGAAGCGGGAGAUCCUGGAGCGCAGGAAGGCGAAGGGCGGCGGAGCAGGUGCCGGCGAGCCCGGCUCCGUGUCCGUCCGGGCCGGCUGCGACCCGCCCGCGGCGGGGAAGGGCGACAGCGGCGAGAAGGAGCCCGGCCCGGGGGCUCGCAAGAACUUCUUCAUCGCCUCGGCCAGCCAGCUCUUCGGGAGCCGCCGCAGCAUCCCCGCCGGGCCGGAGCUGUCACCGCUGCAGACGAACAAAGGCGCCGCGCCGCGCCUCCCGACGGCCGGCGGCACCGGGCGGCCCGAGAGUCUGGUGCUGCAGGACAGCCUGGGCCCGCUGCAGGAGAACCCGUUCAUGAAGCUGGAAAAGGAGCGCCGGCGGCGGCUGGACCGCGACAGCACCGCCCGGCCCGGGCAGCACCUGCUGGAGCUGUACGGCAACGUGCCCGGCGUGAAGACCAUCCGGGCCGACAACAUCAUCAUCAUCGAGUCCGACCCGGAGUACUUCCCGGAGGCGGGCGGGGGCAAGGCCUCCCCCGGGGACCGGCUGCAGCAGAACGGCACGGUGAGCACCUACAGCUCGCUGAGCGACCUGCUGGACCGCCGGGGCAGCGGCGUGACGGAGAUCCGCGCCCGGGAGGUGGUCGUCUACGACUCGGCGCUGAGCCGGAGCGAGGAGAACCUGAGCACGCUGGGCCGGCCCGGCCCGGAGGAGGCCGGCUGGGAGGCGGGGCUGGCCCCGGGCCGGGUGAGCCGCAUGCUGCAGAAGUUCGACCGCAACUACGGCAAGCUGCAGCCCAAAUCCCGCAGCACGGAGAACUUGCUCCUGGACCCGGAGCCCCGAGCCCGGCCAGACCCGUUGCCAAAGACGCCUGCGCCCCCCUGCCCCCCGCCCGCUGCAGUCUUCCAGAGCCCCAAGUCUUCCAAGCCGGAGGGCGGGGGGGCCCCAGCGCCCCCAGCGCCCCCGCCGGCGGAGCCACAUCCUCCAGUGUCUUCCUGCCGCCGGCACGCCGCGGGCGAGAGGGGGGAGGCCGGCGGGGGCCCGGAGGGGGCCGCCACAAGUCCAACGGUGCCAAGUGCCCCGGAGGAGGGGCCGGGGGCGGAGAGCCACAGUGCCAGUGCGGCCCCCGCCCGGCAGGGGGCGCUGUCCCCCACCUUUGAGAUCCGGCCCUCCCCGCUGCCCGACCUCUCCGCGCUGCCGGCCGGCGACGCUCAGGCGCGAGCCCUGGCCAACCUCCGCCUGCAGUCGCGCAACUCCUUCACCGUCGUCCCGCGGCGCCGGGCCGUGCCAAGGGCCCCCGCGGCCCCCGCUCCUGCCCCACUGCCCUCCCUGACGCAGGAGGCGGGGGCAGAUGCCAGGGAAGGCCCUGCGGAGCCCCCCAAGCGUGAAUCGGGGUCCCCCCCACCCCCGUCCCCUCCCCCGGCGGACCCCUGUCCUGAGGACCCCUGCGCGGACAGGCUGCCCGUCACCAACAUCGACGACGUGGUGGCGUCGGAGGAGGAGACGCCCCCCGCGCUGCGGCGCCGCUCCGGAAACACCUUCACUGUGGUGCCGCGGCGCACGCCGGAGCCCCCGGGGCCCACCCCUGCGCCCCAGCCCUCGGCUGCGCCGCCCCAGGGGCCCCAGGCGCCCUACGCCCAGCUGGGUGCGCUGCUGAAGAAGCGCUACCCCGCGGUGGAGGAGAUCGAGGUGAUCGGGGGCUACCUGUCCCUGGGGCGCUCCUGCCUGUCCAAGACCAGCUCCACACGCAAGAAGCUGAAGAUCUCGUUCAACGAGUCCAGUCUGCAGAGCACGUUUGAGUACCCGUCGGAGAGCAGCGUGUGGGAGAGUGCGGAGGAGGAGGACAGGGAGGGGGAGGACAAGGACGGGGAGGAAGGAGAGGAAGACAGCGGCAGUGAGCGGAUCUUCAUCCCCCGACCCUCCUACACCAGCUCUCCCACCCACUCCCCCAACACCAGCACGGAUCUGUCCAGUUACACUCCGAAGCACUCGGUGGAUUUCAGUGCAUGGCAGGAACACAAGCUCGAGGACUCUGUUUCCCUGGGGGACCCUUCCUCACGGCGCGCCGAAUUGUCUGCUGAGGGAGUGAUGCUCACGCCAGCUGACAGCUCCUCCCUUUCAGACUUCAGCAGUGAGCCGGCACUGUAUUUCUGACAAGGCAGAACCCAACAGAACCAACAAGAACAACUCGGGACCAGCCAGAACCAAUCAAACCCAGGCUGGACUGGGCUGAUUCGUGUACACACAAUCAUGGGACCAACUAGAACCAGAUAAACACUUAGGGCCAGAUGGAGCUGCACAGAGUCGGGCAGAGAAGAGUCCAGGCCAGACUGGACUUCAGAACCCGGUGGUUUUUAAACCAACCUUUUAGAGCAGCUAAAGACAGACGAGCUACACAGCCAUGUGUUCUGCUCCAUCAGAACCUGCUGAGAGCAGUCCCAUCGAGCUUGGUCUGACCCAUUGAAGGGACUGAGAUCCACUCAGUCAGCAGAAGCCAGACACCAGCCAGUGUUAGCAGCACUGGUCACGCAGAAGAAAUUAACUGGACUGUUUAGGCUAGACUGGAGUGCACCUCCUACA
This is a messenger RNA of Lepisosteus oculatus (spotted gar), 2819 nucleotides long. RefSeq names its product taperin (gene tprn). The record is from RefSeq and is a predicted model, not a curated record. NCBI's taxonomy places the organism in Eukaryota, Metazoa, Chordata, Actinopteri, Semionotiformes, Lepisosteidae. Gene Ontology annotation, molecular function: phosphatase binding.